UGGAGAGGGGAAGACUGCAGGCUGGGAGAGGGAAGCAGAAAAGAGUCAUGAGGCCUAAGCUCUUCCUGAGGAGAAUACUUGAGUGAAUGUCUGCCUGGCAGACUGGGAGAAGCAUGAAAUGGAUGCAUGGGAAGAUGAUCAGGCUGACCAGCGUUCUUGCCUCAUCUGUGGUGACCGCGCCACUGGACUGCACUAUGGCAUCAUCUCCUGCGAGGGCUGCAAGGGCUUCUUCAAGCGCAGUAUCUGCAACAAGCGCGUGUACCGCUGCAGCCGUGACAAGAACUGCGAAAUGUCGCGCAAGCAGCGGAACCGCUGCCAGUACUGCCGACUGCUCAAGUGCCUGCAGAUGGGCAUGAACCGCAAAGCAAUUAGGGAGGAUGGCAUGCCAGGAGGGAGGAACAAAAGCAUUGGGCCUGUACAGAUAACUGAUGAGGAGAUAGAAAGGAUUAUGUCAGGGCAGGAGUUCAAGGAGGAGGCCAACAUGCCAGACCACACUUGGAGCAACAAUGGCGACAGCAGUGACCACAGUUCCCCUGGCAAUGGUGUUUCCGAAGGCAACCAACCAUCUCCAGCUUCCACCUUAUCGUCCAUUCGCUCUGUAGAGAUGAAUGGCUACACCACUGCACUAAGGGACCAGUACAUUGGCAGCGCCAUGACCACACACUACCAGUUCCUUCCGCAUCUAUUCAGCUAUGCUACCCAACCACGCAGCCUCUAUCCACAAUCCCACACCCUCAUCACCCAGCUGGUGGCUGCAGAGGAGCUAGCCCCACUGGAAACACCCAUGCUUAUCGAGGAAGGGUACAGGGUGACCCAGGUAGAGCUAUUUGCCUUGCUGUGCCGCCUGGCUGACGAGCUGCUCUUCAGGCAAAUCGCAUGGAUUAAAAAGCUCCCAUUCUUCUGCGAGCUCACCAUCGAGGACUAUACGUGCCUGCUCAGCUCCACCUGGCAGGAGCUCAUCCUGCUGGCCUGCCUGACCAUCUACAGUGCACAGGUGCUGAAGGACCUGGCCGACGUCACCACCAAGUACACGCCAACGGAUGAGGAACUUCAGGGGUUCAGCGAGGAUGGAAUGGAGGUUAUGGAGAAGCUUAUAUAUCUUUUCCGCAAGUUCCACCAACUGAAGGUCAGCAAUGAAGAAUAUGCCUGCAUGAAAGCCAUCAACUUCCUCAACCAAGAUAUCCGUGGUGUCACCAGUGUUUCCCAGUUGGAGCAGCUGAAUAAACGGUACUGGUAUGUCUGCCAGGACUACACCGAAUGCAAGUACCCGCACCAACCAAAACGCUUCCCAGAGAUCAUGAUGUGUUUGCCUGAGAUUCGCUGCAUUGCAGGGAAGUUAGUAAACGUUCCCCUGGAGCAGCUGCCCUUGCUGUUCAAAGCAGUCUUACACUCCUGUAAGUCCAGCCUGAAUGGCACAUACCGCAGCACGGGAGCCUCCCCAUGUCCUCCUAAGGGCACUGCCCCUGCCAACUGAGGUCCCGCCAUGACACGUCCUCGAUCAGCACAAAGGCACCCUGUAGGCCUACCUCUGGGGAGACAGUGAGCGGACAGGGUCGAAGGGCGAUGACAUCCAAUGAAUGUGUAACGCAGCUAUAUGUUACUUUUGUUUCUUUAUAUAUUUAUUACCUGACAGAGCUGAAUGUAUACUGAUCCACACUGUGCAAAUGCUUCUGUUAAAACAAAUGCACAAAAAAAAUAAUAUUUCUUCGGAGUUUACAAGUGUGUAUUCAAUUGUAAAAUGUGUCGGUGUUGCCAUCGGUAGAGCUAGUUUUGACAGUACUGUAUGUGAAAUUAUAUUUUUGAUUUAUUGAAAUACUACCUCAGGAAUGUGAUUCUACUAUUAUUCAGGUACCUUCUCUCUGUGCUUGUAAUUAUAUGCUCCCCAGUCUAUUUAAAACAACCCACAUUAACCCCACAAACUAGAGGAUUUAGACUCUUUAGUGCCUCUGAGUAACUGCUUGAAUGGUUACAUAAACGGUCAGGCAGACUUGUAGGUAACUGUAUUGCUCUCUCUCCAUCUCUCUCACCACCUCUCUCUUUCUCUCUCUCUGUACACUGCACUACAAAGUGGUCUAAUCCUUAGGGGGAAUAAUGUGGGUGUUUUAGUUGGUGAAAUCAUAGACUGAGGGCAAGACAUUUUAUGGAAAUAUUUUUUUUUAGUCUUUAUGUUCAUUUGUUGAACAUCAAUUUUAUGCAAACCAUUGACCUCACAGAUACGUGAUUUUUAAACUGAUGAAGGUGUAGACACCCACUGCUGGGAUAAACAAAGUCAAUUCCAACUGCUGUCUUGAUUACAGGGAGACAGUGUUUAUAUAACACUCAAAGUCUCUUCUAUGCACAGUACUGGCCUAAUUCUCCAUUCACCAUUCUCCUGCAGAUCCAGAUAGACAUUAAGAAAAUGCCUCAUGAUGGUGGUGAAAUCAUGCUUUUGGGGAAAUACUACCCUGGCCUUUACUUGAUUCUCGAUGAGGACUAUAUGUAGUUCAAAUCAGCUGCCAUCUGGUACACCAUUGCCACCGAUGCAAAAAAUGUAAAUUCUUGUCUAGUCGACAAGGAGUAAUUUUUUUUUUAUUUCCACUGUUUAAAAGCAACGAACAUUAUUUUAUAGGCUUCUUGACUCAGUUACUUUUUGAGACAUAAUGAAGUCUUAAAAUGUAUCUAGUCUUACAUGCUGCUUGAAAGAAAAAUGUCAUUCCUUUUUCUGAGGUGCAAUUCAGCAGCUUUUGUGUGAAUAUUCAAUGGACAAGAGGUCAAACCCUUUUCAGGACCAGCAGUUGGACCAGCAAUUGGACUCAUGCUUUAAACAGGGUAAAAUGACCAAUUUUGUUGUUUUGUUUUCAUUUUACAGUUACUCAGAUAUCACAAUACUGACAAACUUGUUGUUUUGUAGUUGUAGAAACAUGGACAUUGUAGGUCCUUUUAGUGUUUUUGUUUUCUUGGACAUUUUCUAUUAUUAUUUUGUUUUGUUUGUACUGAAGGAGAUUUAUUUUGAGGGUGUUUUGUGAGACUGUGAUUAUCAGCUGAAAUUUUCACACAUGAAUCAAAUCACAAUGUUACCCCGAGAGAUUCAUCAGAUCACCAAUAUCUUUAGCCACAGCAUUACUAAUGAGUGGCAAUCUAGCUGCAUGGUUUACUACAGCCUACGACUUUGUUAGGUAUGAUAACAAAAUUCCUCAUUGUCAUUGUUAACAUUCCAAAAAUGAAUGCAAAAUGAAAAUGUUUACAAUUUGCACCAGACAAUGACUAGCAGGGAGCAAUAUGCAUGUUAAAGUAAAACUCUUGCCAAAAUGUAACCUAGGGUUUUUUGUGAAU
Messenger RNA from Alosa alosa (allis shad), 3312 nucleotides. It is a transcript of the gene nr6a1a, whose product is annotated as nuclear receptor subfamily 6, group A, member 1a. Gene Ontology annotation, biological process: regulation of DNA-templated transcription. Bases 119 to 1474 code for a protein of 451 amino acids. The transcript has 9 exons. Lineage: Eukaryota; Metazoa; Chordata; Actinopteri; Clupeiformes; Clupeidae. The record is from RefSeq and is a predicted model, not a curated record. Gene Ontology annotation, molecular function: sequence-specific DNA binding; DNA-binding transcription factor activity; zinc ion binding.